AUGCCUCGGAAUAGGGCAUUCUCUGAGCCUGAAUACUCAGUAGAGUAUUCUGCAGACUAUUCAGUCAGCUUGCCUUCUGACCCGGAGCAUGGGGUCGGCCGGACCCAUGAGGUGACGGUGAGGAACUCAGGUUCUUGCCUCUGUCUGCCCCGUUUUAUGCGACUCACGUUCGCCCCUGAGUCCUUGGAGAACCUCUACCAGACCUACUUCCGGAGGCAGCGUCAUGAGACUUUGCUGGUCCUGGUGGUCUUUGCAGCCCUCUUUGAUUGCUACGUUAUCAUCAUGUGCACAGUGGUGUACACUUCAGAGAAGCUGGCACCUACUGUGGCAGCGUCAGUGGGCCUGGCUGCCCAGAUCCUCCUCUUUAUCCUAUGCAAGUAUGAACUCCUGCCUGAUCGUGUCACCCGGAAAUUCAUGCCAUACAUUCUGUGGAUACUGAUAGCUGCUCAGAUAUUCUGCUACUUGGGCUUGAAUUUUGCCUGCUACCACGAGGCCAGUGACACAGUUGGAUGGCAGGCCUUUUUUGUCUUCUCCUUCUUCCUCACCCUCCCCUUGCAUCUGAUGCCCAUUGUCCUUAUCUCAGCCAUUUCUUGUGGCAUCCACACGCUUGUGUUAGGAGUCACCAUUGCACAGCAGAAGCAGCAACAGCUGGAGUCCAUCUAUGGAAUCGUCUUGCUGUGGCAGAUCUUAUCCAAUGUUGCUGUCUAUCUGUGCACUAUCUGUGUGGGUAUCAUGUCUUACUACAUGGCAGACCGCAAGCACCGCAAAGCCUUCCUAGAAGCUCGGCAAUCUCUGGAGGUCAAGCUCAACCUUGAGGAACAAAGUCAGCAGCAGGAACGGUUGAUGCUUUCAAUUUUGCCCAGACAUGUAGCGGAUGAAAUGCUGAAGGAUAUGAAGAAAGAUGCAAGCCAAAAAGAAAUGCAACAGUUCAAUACCAUGUAUAUGUAUCGCCAUGAAAAUGUCAGCAUCCUUUUUGCUGACAUCGUAGGUUUUACGCAGCUGUCAUCCGCAUGCAGUGCCCAAGAAUUGGUGAAACUUUUGAACGAACUCUUUGCUCGAUUUGAUAAACUAGCAGCUAGAUACCAUCAACUGCGUAUCAAGAUUCUAGGUGACUGCUACUACUGCAUCUGUGGAUUGCCAGACUAUCGUGAGGACCAUGCUGUUUGCUCAAUCAUGAUGGGUCUUGCUAUGGUGGAAGCUAUUUCCUAUGUAAGAGAGAAGACCAAAACAGAUGUGGACAUGCGUGUGGGGGUGCACAGUGGUGCUGUCCUUGGUGGAGUCCUAGGGCAGAAACGUUGGCAGUAUGACGUAUGGUCCACAGAUGUAACUGUAGCUAACAAGAUGGAAGCAGGCGGCAUCCCUGGGCGUGUACACAUUUCUCAGAGCACCAUGAACUGCUUAAAAGGUGAAUUUGAAGUGGAACCAGGAGAUGGUGGGUCACGGUGUGAAUACCUAAAGGAAAAGGGGAUCACCACCUACCUCAUAGUAGUACCGAAGCAGCCACUCAAGAAUGGGAUCAAUGGGGUGAAGUUAUCUGUCUCAUCCUCUCAUGGGAACUCACCUCAAUUGAUCAACACCAAAGAAUGCAAUGGGAGCAUUAAUACAACCUGCACAACUCCAGAUGAGGCAGAAGAAUCGGAUACUAGGGUAGUGAAUCCUUCCUUUCCCAACCCUCGAAGGCGUCUUCGCUUACGUGACUUGGCCGAGAGAGUGGUGGAUGCCUCAGAAAACGAGCAGGAACUCAAUAAGUUGCUUAAUGAGGCCUUGCUGGAGAGGGAAUCUGUGCAGGCGCUAAAAGGCAGGUCCACCUAUCGCCUAUCCAUGCGUUUCAUUGAUCCUGAGAUGGAGACACGUUACUCUGUGGAAAAGGAGAAGCAGAGCGGGGCUGCCUUCAGCUGUUCAUGUGUGGUCCUGUUCUUUACUGCUAUGGUGGAGAUCUUCAUUGAUCCACGGCUGCUAGCAAAUUAUGUGACAUUUGUUGUUGGCGAAAUCCUUCUACUCAUCUUGACUCUCUGUUCACUUGCUGCCAUCUUUCCCAGGGUUUUCCCUAAAAAGCUCGUGUCUUUUUCCACAUGGAUUGACAGAACUCGUUGGGCCAGGAACACCUGGGCUAUGUCUGCCAUUUUCAUCCUAACCAUGGCUGACAUUGUAGAUAUGCUCAGCUGCCAGCAGUAUUACACUAUUGUCAAUAAUACAGUUCCAGCAGUGCUUCCAGGUGGUUGUGUAGAGAAUCCCAAAUACUACAGCUACAUAGCAGUGUUGGCACUCAUUGCAACAAUAAUGCUGGUGCAAGUCAGCCACAUGGUCAAGCUCACUCUGAUGUUGAUGAUCACAGGGGCAGUGGGAGUGGUCAACAUUCUGGCCUGGCAACAGAUCUUUGACAGAUAUGAUCAGGAGCGAUUCCAGGAGAACAUGUAAGAAAUUUCAAGGUCGAAAAUGUCAUGGGAGCGUGUUUAGGGUAAUAUUGGGCUUAGGUCAUAUCUGAAGUGAAAAGAGGCUAAUAAUAACUUGUUCACUAUUUUGUUACUUUUGGUAUGCAUUGCUCUUUUAAAUUAUUUAAUUAAUUUUAAUGUAGAAAAGUUGGCUAGGAUUUUAUUCUUAUGGAAAAUUGAUGUUCAUAGCCAGAAGGAGCGUGUGUACGAGAUGCGGCGCUGGAAUGAAGCUCUUGUCACCAACAUGCUGCCAGAUCACGUGGCACGCCAUUUUCUUGGCUCUAAGAAACGAGAUGAGGAGCUGUAUAGUCAGUCUUACGAUGAAAUUGGUGUUAUGUUUGCCUCUAUCCCCAACUUUGCCGACUUCUACACAGAGGAAAGUAUAAAUAAUGGUGGGAUUGAGUGCCUUCGCUUCCUCAAUGAAAUAAUCUCAGAUUUUGAUGCGCUCCUGGAUGAUCCCCAGUUCCGAUGCAUCACUAAAAUCAAAACCAUUGGCAGUACAUACAUGGCAGCUUCUGGUGUGACACCCGAUGUCAACAUCAAUGGUUACAACACUGUUAAGAAGGAAGAUCUUUCAGAAAAGGAGCGCUGGCAACAUUUGGCAGAUCUUGCAGACUUUGCCUUAGCCAUGAAAGAGACCUUGAUGAACAUUAACUAUCAGUCCUUCAAUAACUUCAUGCUGCGAAUAGGCAUGAAUAAAGGAGCAGUGCUAGCAGGGGUGAUUGGUGCCCGUAAACCUCACUAUGAUAUUUGGGGGAACACUGUGAAUGUGGCAAGCCGGAUGGAGUCCACAGGUGUCAUGGGAAAUAUACAGGUGGUGGAAGAAACUCACUUUAUCUUGAAAGAGUAUGGCUUCCGCUUUGUGCGUCGAGGGCACAUUUACGUCAAAGGCAAAGGUGACUUGCUGACCUAUUUUAUGAAAGGACGUGAAAAGCAAGGUUCCUUUAUCAAUGGUUCAUGUGUGACUUUGCCUCAUCAGGUGGUUGACAGUUCUUGAACUUCUCACACUCUACAUGCAAAUAGCAGAAAAAAGCAGGUACCCUCUGUAAUGCCCAAAGACAAAACUGCUUUCAGCACCUGCUGCUCUGGAUGGGAGAUUGGUAUAUACACCAUUAAUAGAUUUACAGGAAAUCACCCCUUUGCUUGUUCCUUUCUUCUUGAACAUUUAUUAUUUGUAAAGGGGCUCCCUUGCCAUCAGUUUGCAUUUGUCUGUUGAUAUAGAAAGGGCAGUAGAAAGGAGAUUUCGAUAGGAAGAAUCCUGCCUUUUGCACAAAUACGUGGCUUCUUGCACAUUCAGGCCUGGAGGUAAUAGAAUUCUCACUGCAGCCUUGCUUGGUUAGAUCACUCUGCAUUAUCUUUUUAGUUCAAAUGUGCAGUGGUUUUAAUUUUCCAUUGAUCCAAGCUCUGUAGACUUCUUUGUAAAAACAAAUGCAAGCUCCGAAUGGGUAUCACAAAUGGGCAGACAAACUAGGAAAACUGCAUAAAGUUCACACUUGGUUCAAAUGGAGUUAAUAAUUGCCUCAAAACAGGCAAAUAGCAGAAAGGAAAAAGAACACGCAAAAUCUUUUUCAUUGUAACAAGAUGCUCUAUUUUGGAGGGGAAAAGGGAAAGAGAUCAUUCAUGUAGAUGAAUGGUAAUAUAUAUAUAUAUAUAUAUAUAUGAUAAUAUAUAUGAGAACAGAUACCUUUAUAUUUUUAAUGCAUCUUAAUUGUGAAAGUAAGGUGCCUCUUUCAGGCUGUGCCUUGCGUCCCUUUCUGCCCUCAACUUUGCUGAUGCUUUAAAAGGAAGAGAUUUAUACAGCCUGAACCAAGGCUGUUUUAUUAAAAGCCUUCAUCUGAUUGUUAUGUUGAAAUAAAAAUUAUGUAAUUUGUUUAGUUUCUCAAAUAGAUUCAG
This is a messenger RNA of Protobothrops mucrosquamatus (brown spotted pit viper), 4325 nucleotides long. RefSeq names its product adenylate cyclase 3 (gene ADCY3). Gene Ontology annotation, biological process: cAMP biosynthetic process; intracellular signal transduction; adenylate cyclase-activating G protein-coupled receptor signaling pathway. NCBI's taxonomy places the organism in Eukaryota, Metazoa, Chordata, Lepidosauria, Squamata, Viperidae. The transcript is spliced from 19 exons. Gene Ontology annotation, cellular component: plasma membrane. Gene Ontology annotation, molecular function: adenylate cyclase activity. The record is from RefSeq and is a predicted model, not a curated record.